AUGACAUCAUUCAUCCCAUUGUUUUGUUCAUUGGCUCUAUUAGUACUAUUCAUCAUUGUCAUUAUUAUUUAUGUUAAACUCUAUGCAUUGGAAGAGGAAAAUAAUCAUCAAAGAAAUAGUUAUAAUGGUGCAGAUACCAUUUUAAUUAUCAAUCAUCAUAAUGACAAUGAUGAUAAUGAUAAUGAUAAUAAUAAUGAUGAAACCAGACGAUUAUUAUCAAUUAAUCAAUAUGACAAUGAUUCAAAUGAUACAAACAAUACAACAACAUCAAGCAAUUACGAUAACAAUUUCUUUUAUGAAAGUGAUUCUUAUUCUUCCAAUAUCGAUGAUGAUGAUAAUAACAACAAUACGAAUAAUAAUAAUAGUCAUCAAUAUUUUCAAUUAACUUCAAUUACUAAUAAUAUUAAAUCAAUUUUAAAUCAAAACAAUCAAAUCGAUCCAUUAUUAUUACUCAAACAGAAAGCAGCCAUUAUAAUACAAAAAUAUGUUAGAGGAUGGUUAGUUAGGAUACACUAUGCCGAUUUUUUUAAAAAGAUAAAAUAUAGGAAAUUUAUUAUCAAAGAGAUUAUAAAUUUUGAAAAGACAUAUAUUUCUAAAUUGACAAUGUUGAUUGAUCAUUUAAAGACACCAUUACUAGACAAUCAUUAUAGGUCAAUGAUAUCAUUGGACAAGGUCAAUCAACUAUUUUCAAACAUUGAUGAGAUUUUACAUCUCCACAAGAGUAUUUUGGAAACAUUCACUUCUUCUCAACCACCUUAUCUUGUUGGAAAGAUUUAUAUUGAUAUUUUACCAUCAUUUAAAAUUUAUAUACCAUAUGUUAAAAAUUAUAAUAAUGCAUUCAAGAUUUAUUCAUCGUUGGCAGAUGAUGAAGAGUUUUCUCAGUUGAUAGAGAUAUUUGGAUUUUUGCCGAGUUAUUUGAUUCUACCGAUUCAGCAGACACCUAGAUAUGUCUUGUUGUUUUCCGAUCUUUUAAAACACACUAAUCCGCAGAAUCAAGACUAUGACAGUCUCAAGGUGCUGAUUGACGAGGUUCGCGCGACUGCCUCUAGCAUCAACCAGUGUAUUUCUACGAGUGUAGAGGAUGACGACGAAGAGGACAAUGAGGUGAUGGCGCCACGACCAACGUCCAAGAAUAACCAUCAUUCUACUCCUCCAAGACGUCCAGCGAGUGCGUCUAGUAAACACAGACCACGCAACAGCAUCGCUAUGCAUAAAGAGGCGAUCAACUCGAUGCUACAGUCUCCUCCACCCACAUCAUCACACAAUCCAGCCGACUAUGCACACCUCCCCUCCUAUCUACGUCCCACCAAAGCAUCGGCUGCUUGGAGUCGCCAAAAAGUAGAGUAUACUCCACAACCAGUGUGGAAAUCAUCGGGUACUGGCAACGACUAUAUCACAAACUACACCUACCAAUCAACACCAUACGUUGAAAAGGGAUCACCUCUCUUUAUCGACCGUACACCUAGCAAGGGUCAACCCGUGUGGCGUCCAAACAGUCCAUCCCCAAAGUCAUUCAACUACCCCAAGGAAAACUAUACCCGCUCAACCAAGGUUCAACCCAACCGUCCAGUCUCUCCACCCCCCAAACCAAACUUUUUCAAUUAUCCCGAUCUUUCUAGUAGUAGCAGUAGUAGUAGUAGUAGUCUAAGUAGCAGCAACACCACUUCUCCAAUGUCUUCUGGUAUUUCAUCUCCAUCUAUUUCCUCUACCUCGUCUUCUGAAGGUGUAUCUUCUUUCAAACCACCACUUGGCAAAAAACAAUUAAGUUCAAUUUCUCUUUCUACUACUACGACUACGACGACUAGUAAUCAUAGUAGUGGUAGUGGUAGUAAUAGUAUAGCGACAACUCCACCAAUAUCACCAAAUAAUCAUCUUUCAACAACAGAUAGGGUAAAGAACUUUGAAUCCUUUCCCUUCGAAGCAGGCAUGAUGUUUGUCCAUAGUAAGGUUUGUGAUAGAGCACUAUCAUCGUGA
Messenger RNA from Cavenderia fasciculata, 1974 nucleotides. It is a transcript of the gene gxcEE, whose product is annotated as RhoGEF domain-containing protein. Gene Ontology annotation, molecular function: guanyl-nucleotide exchange factor activity; protein binding. NCBI's taxonomy places the organism in Eukaryota, Evosea, Eumycetozoa, Acytosteliales, Cavenderiaceae. Bases 1 to 1974 code for a protein of 657 amino acids. The transcript has 4 exons. The record is from RefSeq and is a predicted model, not a curated record.